AUGUUCGAAUGCGCCACUUGUAACGAUGAAUUCUGGUAUCAGUCGGACUGCGAUGAGCACAUGCAUGACUAUGGUCAUUGGAUUGAGUGUGAUACAUGCAAUCGAUUGUUCCGCUCCCAGUUCGCCUGCCACCAGCAUAUGGACGCUCUAGACCACUGGGCGCCAACCUUUGAAUGUGAAACAUGCACCAGCACCUUCCGUACUCAGAAUGCUGCCAACAGCCACAUGAACGCGAAGCGCCACUGGCUCCCGACCGUUCCGUGCCAGAAGUGCCCGAUGAAGUUCCACACAGAGGGGGCUGCUGAGAACCACAUGCGAGCCAAGGGACAUUACAAGACCUACUGCCACGAAUGCGACCGUCACUUUAGGGAUGAGAACUGUUUGCGCCAGCACCUGAAUUCCAAGACCCAUCGUGGUACCAACAUUCCCUGUCCGUUCUGUCGCACUGGCUAUGUCACAGCUAGCGGUGUCUCCCAUCAUCUCGAGAGUGGAUCCUGCCCUCAAGCUCAAGGCUUGAACCGCGAUAAGAUUCACCGUAUUAUCCAGCAGCUUGAUCCAAAUGGGGUCGUCUGUAAGAAGCAGAUCGCAUGGCACGAUGAAGAGAAUGUGACCUACUCCGUCACCGACAAUGCGUGGAAUGGCAGCUUCUGGGUGUGUUACAUUUGCAAGCGGGGAUUCAACUCGAGACAAGCGCUGGGGUCUCAUGUCAACUCGCCCGUGCACAAGGAGAAGGUCUAUCACUGUCUCAAUCGUGGCUGUCGAAAGGAGUUCCACUCCCUGGCUAGUCUAUUUAACCACCUGGAGAGUGAAUCUUGUGGAUUCGUUCGGUUCGACGGGGUUCAGCAGGUUCACAAGCGACUGAACGAUGCUAUCAUGGGCCGUCGGAUGAUUACUGGAUUCUAG
Molecule: messenger RNA, 903 nt
Organism: Penicillium coprophilum
Lineage: Eukaryota; Fungi; Ascomycota; Eurotiomycetes; Eurotiales; Aspergillaceae
Product: C2H2-type zinc finger protein
Exons: 2
Coding region: 1-903 (300 amino acids)
Biological process (GO): regulation of transcription by RNA polymerase II
Cellular component (GO): nucleus
Molecular function (GO): RNA polymerase II transcription regulatory region sequence-specific DNA binding; DNA-binding transcription factor activity, RNA polymerase II-specific
Source: RefSeq, a predicted model, not a curated record